Candida dubliniensis CD36 is the source of this 372-nucleotide messenger RNA. RefSeq lists its product as uncharacterized. The record is from RefSeq and is a predicted model, not a curated record. Bases 1 to 372 code for a protein of 123 amino acids. NCBI's taxonomy places the organism in Eukaryota, Fungi, Ascomycota, Pichiomycetes, Serinales, Debaryomycetaceae. The transcript has a single exon.
AUGACAAACACUAAUCCAGACUUUUAUUCUGCAAGACAAGUAUUAUUGUUAGCUCAACUACUACAUUCCGACAAUAUAAACAAUGUCGACAAGUUAACAUCAUUGAGUGAAAAUAAAAUACAAAACAUUAUUACUCAGUGGAAGCAACAUAAGAUUAACCAUUUAAACAGUGCCACGAUAAAUAACAAAGAUAGUGCUAUUAAACUUCAAACCAAUGCUCAACUUGUUGAAUUAUACAAGAAUCUACUAAAGAAGUACGAAGUGAAUAAUACCGAGGAAUUGGCAAAUGCUGCUUAUUUUAAACGAAUAAAUGAAUUGAAAGAUAUUAUAGAGAAGGAUAAACAGAUAUUUGAAGAAACUCUCACAAGCUGA